Molecule: messenger RNA, 2139 nt
Organism: Lachancea mirantina
Lineage: Eukaryota; Fungi; Ascomycota; Saccharomycetes; Saccharomycetales; Saccharomycetaceae
Source: the annotation of a GenBank genome assembly
AUGAAGCUUUCUGCUGCCAUUGUUACGCUUUUACUCACCUCGGUAUGCACGGCCACCUUGACGCUUUACACGCACGCAGAGUUAGUCGGUUUGUCCUGCAAAUACUCUCUGGCAAAGACCGCCAAGUUUUGCAAAGAUGAUGCUCUGAAGAGUUACGACUGCUACUGUCGAGACAUCAAUGCUUUGGGCUCUUUCAUGUACUGUGGGUUCUCUCAGUUGCACUCUAGGAAGGAGUACAAACAACUGGGAGCAUUUUACCAGGUCCGUUGUCCGAAUAUUACGAUCGAAAUGAUGAAGGACGCGUAUAAAAACGUCACCAGCUACCUCGUUGAUACAUCCAAGGUGCAAGGCUACAACGCUUCCAAAGUGAUAAACUAUCCGGUCGUCUACAAGAAACCUUCUUUCACGGUGGCAUAUGAUAACUAUUUUGCAAGAUACUCAAAUUACAGAUACGGUGUUUACAUGGGAGCAGGCUUCAUGGGGUACUGGGGUAUUGUCUUGUUGUGCGGUACAGUCGUUAACAUCUUGCGCAAAACCUCGCCCAAUGCGCUUCUUUCUAUCAACAAAGGCGCUUCUAACUCUAAGUUCAUCAGAUGGUACAGGAAGAACAUUUCGAUCCCAGCGCUAUGUCGUAGCUCCCACACCAACCGUGUUUUCCUCUCUGGCUUGCUGCCGACGAGAAUCGAAUCCGUGAUUGUUUUGGUGUUUUUCGUGCUCGCUCUGUUGUGCCAUUCCUUAGGAUACAUGUCCGUCCAGCCCAAUUUCACGUACUCUUCCAGGUCCGAAGAGCUUACACGUUACGUUGGCGACAGAAGUGCCGCGCUUUGCCUCUACCUGAUGGUUUUGACGUUCUUGUUCGGGGGACGCAACCAGAUCUUCUUGUUUUUGACUGGGUGGAAGUUGUCCACUUUCCUGACUUACCACAAAUGGCUUGCCCGCAUGCUGAUGAUGUCAGUUUUAGUGCACACGAUAACCAUGGUGACUACGUCAAUUAUCAGAGGUAUUUAUGACAGAAGAAGCGGGCAGGAAUACUGGAAGUGGGGAAUUCUAGCUGUGGUGGUUGGUUCCACGAUGCUCAUCCAAGGUUUCAGUUGGUUACGUGAGAGGAACUACGAGCUUUUCCUGUAUGUUCACAUCGGUCUAGCCGUUUUGUUUUUGGUGGGAGCAUGGCGCCACAUCGAAGUUUUCGGUUACGAAUAUUUUGCCUACGCGUCUGCUGCUCUGUGGUGCUUCAGUACCUUCAUUAGAUUGGUCAGACUAGCAGGUUUUGGCAUCAAAACAGCUCAGGUUGUCGUUGUUUCAGAUGAGACUUUGCAAAUUACUGUGCAAGCUAAUUCUUGGUGGCCAUUUUUCCCGGGAUCUUUCGGAUACGUGCAUUUCAUAACCAAAUCCGCGUUCUGGCAAUCCCACCCCUUCACAAUUGUGAAAACGGAGGACGGUAAACUCAGGUUCUAUGUGAAGAUUAAGAAUGGUGUGACCAAGCGCUUGCACAAGAAAUUAAUGAAUGCUCCUAAUAAGACAGGUGAGAUUAAGAUAGCAGUAGAAGGUCCAUACGGCGAUAGAAUACCGAUCGAAACCUAUGACCAAGUAUUGCUCUAUACCGGAGGAAACGGUAUUCCAGGACCAUAUGCUUACGCCAAGACACUUUGCGAGGCGAAGAAAAAGGCUAAGACAAAAUUUGUGAAGCUUUAUUGGGUUAUCAGAAACUGGUCAUCCUUGGACUGGUUUUUGACUGAGUUAAAAGCUUUGCAGAAGCAUGACAAGAUCCAAGCGAUCGUCUACGUGACUCGCUACCACGAGGGCAAAGUUGGCGAAAAGUUUACUAUCAGCGAUUCAAGUAGUUCUAACCAUUCUGAGGAUGACAAGGACUCCAAGGCAGAAGUGAAAGAGCAAGUCAUUUCAAUUGAAUGGCUCAGCCGUAUACAGAACGAAUUGCCCCACGUUGAGUUUCGCGAAGGUCGUCCUCCAAUGCCAGAAAUUAUUGCCAACGACGUUGAGGAAGCCAAGGGCCAAAAUAUCGCCAUCAUGUCGUGCGCUCAUAACCACAUGUGUGACGAGAUCAGAGCAAUCGUUGCUAACCAAGUGGGUGACUACAAGAACGGAAGGAUAGAUUUGUUUGAAGAACUACAGACGUGGUAG